CAAGGUGAAAAAGUAGAUGCUUCGUAGUGUUUUUGAAACUAUAGGACAGGUUUAUCAGGUUUGGAAUUUAGUUUAAAUUAGUUCGCUACAUUUUUAAGUAUUUAACAUAGGUACGGCAAAUUAAAGAAAUAUAGAACAAUUCAAACUUUGUGUACUUAUUAAAAACGUAAAUAGUGAUUUCGCGUGUGAUUUCGCAGUAUUUGAAAUUCAAUUUCGAGAAUAUUUGUACUUAAAAUGGGUUUACUAAGCGAAGGAAGUCCUUUAUCAUGGGAAGAAACCAAAAAACUAUCACCACAUGUUCGCAAACACGGCAUUGAGCAAUUUAUUAAUUUGUAUCAUCGUCUUAAAGAUAGAAAAGGAGAUGUUUUAAAAUGGGGCGAUGAGAUUGAAUACAUUCUUGUUAAAUUCGAUGAGCAGAAAAAAAAGGCACAAGUUUCCUUGAGAGCUCAAGAAAUUUUAAAUAUUUUAAAUCAAAAAGAGCAGAAUGAUCCUGAAGGUGUUAAAUCUUUGUGGAGGCCUGAAUAUGGUGCCUAUAUGAUUGAAGGAACGCCCGGAAAACCUUAUGGUGGAUCUUUAGCUCAUUUUAAUGUUGUUGAGGCCAAUAUGCGUUAUAGAAGACAAGAAGUAUCUGCCUUAUUGCACCCUGACGAAUCGGUAAUUUCAUUUACAAAUUUUCCCCGCUUAGGAUGCGAUAAGUUUACUUAUCCAGAAUAUGAUACAACUCCAGACGAUGAAUCAUCUGCAGCAAGAUCAUUAUAUUUCCCUGAUGAAGCCAUUUAUCCUGGUCACCCAAGAUUCAAAACUUUAACUCGCAAUAUUAGAAUGAGAAGAGGAGAAAAAGUUGCUAUUAAAUUACAGGUAUUUAAAGAUAAAAAUACAAAAAUCCCUGUUGAUGGCAGUCCUUUAGGCGAACCAAGUACAGUAUUAUUAGAUGCUAUGGGUUUUGGGAUGGGCUGUUGUUGUUUACAGUUAACUUUUCAAGCCUGUUGUAUUGAAGAAGCUCGUACUUUGUAUGAUCAACUGACACCGCUAUGCCCAAUAAUGCUAGCUUUUACAGCAGCGUCUCCAGCUUACAGAGGUUAUCUUACAGAAUCUGAUUGCCGAUGGAACGUAAUAAGUGCAUCAGUUGAUUGCAGAACUUCUGGAGAAAGAGGUGAAACUGCCUUAAAAGGAGGAGAAAGGAGAAUAUAUAAAUCGCGCUACGAUUCUAUAGAUUCUUAUUUAUCUUCUGAAGGAGAAAAGUAUAAUGAUGUUUCUUUGAUAUAUGAUGAAACUCUUUACAAUCGUUUAAGAGAAGGAAAUAUCGACCAUUUGUUGGCACAACAUAUUGCACAUUUAUUCAUUAGAGAUUCGGUUUCACUAUUUAGUGAAAAAGUUAAUCAAAACGAUGAAGAAGAUACAGACCAUUUUGAAAAUAUUCAAUCAACUAACUGGCAAACUAUGCGGUUCAAACCCCCACCGAUAAAUUCAUCAAUCGGUUGGCGAGUUGAAUUUCGGCCAUGUGAACUACAGUUAACUGACUUCGAAAAUGCAGCUAUUGUUUGUUUUGUUGUUUUAUUAACGAGAGUUAUUUUAUCUUACAAAUUAAACUUUUUAAUUCCUAUUAGCAAGGUGGAUGAAAAUAUGCAAAAGGCGCAAAAACGUGAUGCAUGUCGCGCUGAAAAGUUUUGGUUCAGGAAAAAUGUUGACAAUUCAAGCAAUGUAAAAUCUGAGCAAAAUACUUUUGAAUAUGCCAAACAAAGUGAAACGGAAGAAGAAUAUGAAGAAAUGACUAUUGAUGAAAUUAUAAAUGGAAAACCGAAAACGUUUCCCGGUUUAGUACCACUGAUCCAUAGUUAUUUGCAGUCGAUGGACGUAGAUGCUGACACACAUUGUACAAUUCAACAAUACUUGCGCCUAAUCCAAAAGAGAGCAUCUGGUGAACUCUUAACAACUGCAACGUGGAUACGUAAGGAGAUCUUAAAUCAUUCUGACUAUAAAGGUGAUUCUGUUGUUACUGAAUUGAUCAAUUAUGAUUUACUUAAAAAGGCAAAAGAUAUACAAGAAGGACGGAUAGUGGUUCCUGAACUUUUGGGAUUCGGAAAUAAUUCCAAAACAAAAGAUGACAUUCCUUCUGCUAUAGAAAAAUAUUUAAGUGUAAAUGGUUGUUGUAAUUAGUUCAAAAUUAAUUGAAAUAUUCUUAUAAAUUUGUAAGAUACAUAAGUUAUGUUUACGAUUGUUUUCAUUAAUUUUAAAACAAUGUUAAAAAGAAGAACUAUUAAACAUUUUGUUCAAAAAAAAAAAAUCAUUUUACAAAAAAAAAUGUUAUUUUUGCAAUAUUUUUAUAAACUUAAUUUUGUGUACAACUAGUUGUUAUUUGUGAUAAAAUUAAUACAUAAAUUUAUAUAAUAUAUAACGGGAGACUUAAAUUUGUUAAUCUGUCGUUAGGAUACUAAAUAUUUAAUAUACAUUUUUACUUUUUACUUUUUAUUAAUUUUCUUAAAUGAAAAAGAACAAAAAAAUUAUAUUUGUCGUUUAUAAACAAGUUUAAUUAAUAAAG
This is a messenger RNA of Condylostylus longicornis, 2539 nucleotides long. RefSeq names its product glutamate--cysteine ligase (gene Gclc). Gene Ontology annotation, biological process: glutathione biosynthetic process. Gene Ontology annotation, molecular function: glutamate-cysteine ligase activity. The transcript has 9 exons. The record is from RefSeq and is a predicted model, not a curated record. Lineage: Eukaryota; Metazoa; Arthropoda; Insecta; Diptera; Dolichopodidae. Gene Ontology annotation, cellular component: glutamate-cysteine ligase complex. Bases 235 to 2157 code for a protein of 640 amino acids.